Molecule: messenger RNA, 1374 nt
Organism: Adineta steineri
Lineage: Eukaryota; Metazoa; Rotifera; Eurotatoria; Adinetida; Adinetidae
Source: the annotation of a GenBank genome assembly
AUGCGUCGUGUUGGACUACGUUUUGUAUUAGCUGCUAUUGGUUUAUCUAUAUUUUGUAUUUUAGUAGUAUUUGUAACUAGUAAUUCAAGAGAUGAUAUUCAUGAAAAACUAUCUCAACCAGCUAAAUGUGAUUGUCCAUUGACAAAAGAUGCACCUUCAAUCGUACCUGUAUUAUCAUCAACUGUUAUUAAACCUAAGUCAUGUAUAGAAGUUCAAAAUACAUCUGCUGUAAAACGUGCUAUUGUUAUUUUUUAUCCACAUCAUCAAAGUGAAUAUUUCUUUCCAGAAGUUCGAUGGCUUUAUCGUUCAUGGUAUGAAAUGUUACGUAGUCAGCCUUUAACAUGGCGAACGGAUUUUGUGAUAUUUACAUAUAAUUUUUCUACUGAAUUUCGAAGUCUUGGUUGUGUCAAUCGUAUACGUCAAAAUGCAGAAGAACCAUCGAUGUGUCGUCUUUUUCUUUAUGUACCAAUACAAUUUCGUACGAGUGAAAUGAUAAAGAAUAAUUUUCAGAAUGCAUUUAAUGAUGCAAAACGUGUUAUGGCAUCAUAUAAAGAUAUGAAAGAUCCAUUCAUUGGUAUUCCAAUAGUAGCAGAUACAGACACAUUUCAUGCUAAACGUUCACAAUCUUUAUAUGACGAUCUUCGUUCAUAUGGUUAUGUUGACUCAAUAAAUACAAUCUAUGAAGGUUAUCCAGUAUUUAAAAUAUAUGAUUUUAUUCUACGAACUGAUAUUGAUGUUUUUAUUUAUCGUCAUUUUGCAAAUUAUAUUCCCAAAAAUUGUACUCUAAUUACCGGUGGUGGUGGUUAUGGAACGGAUUUUAAUCGUCGGAAACUGAGACGUAUUGCUCAUGAUAUGGGUUUUGCGCAUGCUAAUAUAAGUGGGAUGGGUUCUACCUGGUAUGGUUCACCCUACGAUGGAUAUUUAGUUGCUAAUAACACAUUAGAGGGUAUGUUAUGGCUAGCACAAAAUGAAUUUGCUACACCAGAAAGAGAAUCUAAAUUGGGAACAUUAAUGUGGCCGGAAUGGCAUUAUGGUGUUUUACUUUUAUAUGGUCAACAUUUAGCAUUAAAUCAUUUAGUUGCUACAAAUCAAAUUCGAAUUGUAAUAGGUCAUAAUCUUCUUGAUCAAUCAACAACAGAUAAAAGUACGGACUAUGUUCAAAAAGGUACACUCCUUAAUUUACAUUGUUGGCAUACGGAUGAACGUUUUUCAAAAUUUGCUUUUAAAAUGGGUCACUACAAUCAAACUGACUUACAAAAAUUUAAAAAUGAUACAACCGCUCAGGCCUAUGCAAUGCGAAUGGCACUUGAAUCAAAAUAUAUGACACUUGAAGAAUUGGCAGCAAAUGUCAGAAAUAUUUCUAAGGCAUCCUAA